GUACACAGUGGCCUCAUGGCGAGCUCCACAGCCUUGUCGUUUCUCUGUGUCAUGCUUCUUUUCUCUCUAUGACUACUCUACCCACUUUCUCUCUGGAUAAUGUUUUGGUCCUCUUUUGAUUGGAACUGAUACUUUUUUUCUGACCAGACAGACCAGACAUUGUGGAUAUUAUUUUUUUUUCUGAGCAGGAGAAUGGCCUUAAGACCACGAGAAGUUUUCUCUUUCAAAGACUCAGAACUUCCCUCCCACCUUCUUGCCCAGCUCAACAUCCUCCGUCAGGAGCGUAUCCUGACAGAUGUCCUGCUCUGCACUGAGCACCAGGAGAUCCCCUGCCACAGGAACGUCUUGGUGUCCAGCAGCCCAUACUUCCGCGCCAUGUUCUGCAGCAACUUUCUGGAGAGCAGUCAGGCCCGAGUGAAUCUGAAGGGAAUCUCUUCAAAUGUCCUCAGUGGCAUCGUGGACUAUGUCUACACAGGCUGCAUCACUAUCACCAUGGAGUUUGUGCUCCCACUCAUGCAGGCAGCCUCCAUGCUUCACUAUGGAGGACUCUUUGAGGCCUGUUCCAUGUUCCUCCAGGAGCAGCUGAGUCCAGAAAACUGUCUGAGCAUGAUACGACUCUCUGAGAUCCUUCACUGUGAAAGUUUGAGGGAGAGGGCGAAGGAGAUGGCUGUGAGGUGUUUCUCUGAUGUAGCUGCUACAGAGGACUUCUGUGAGUUGUCUCUUCCUGAGCUCAUGUGUUACCUAGAAGACGACCGACUUUGUGCUGAGGAGGAGCAAGUGUUUGAGACCCUCCUGGCAUGGAUCCACCAUGACCCGUUUUCACGACGUGGCGCAAUCCAUGAUCUCUUCAAGAAAGUCCGCCUUCGCUACAUCCAUCCAACUUACCUCUUCCAGUUCAUUGCCAAUGACCCACUGGUGCAGUCCUCCACCCUCUGUACGGAAAUAAUCGAGUCAGUGCGCCGCCUCAUGCUUACAGUCAGCACCAAGUGUAGCCGCGAGCUCAAGCCACUUUGGACCACACCACGACGUUACACCUGCAGAGAAACACUGGUGGUGGUUGGAGGACGCAAAAACAAUGAGCAGACCUCACGAGAAGCCCUACUAUAUGAUGAAAGGACUCAUCGUUGGCAGUGGUUGGCCAAGCUCCCCCUGCGCCUCUACAAAGCUGCAUAUGUGUGUAUUCAUAGCAUCCUCUAUGUGCUUGGUGGGCUCAGCCUCUGCAUGACAUCAGGUGACAGCUCAGUCAGCGCCACAGUUUACACACUGUCCCUGAAGACCAACCAGUGGCGAACUGCUGAGCCCAUGUUGGAGCCACGAUAUGCCCACCAAAGUGUGUCCUAUCUGCACUUUAUUUUUGUGUUAGGAGGCAUUGGGGUAGACAAGAAGAUCUCUCAGUCAGUAGAGAGAUAUAACAGUAUGUUUAAUCAAUGGGAGGCCAUGGCACCAAUGCCCACAGCAGUGCUGCAUCCAGCUGUUGCAGCCAGUGAUCAGAGGAUCUAUGUUUUUGGAGGAGAGGAUGCCAUGCAGAAUCCAGUCAGGCUGAUUCAGGUGUAUCACAUCUCUCGCAACUUGUGGUCCAGGCUAGAAACAAGGACGGUGAAAAAUGUUUGUGCUCCUGCUGCUGUCAUUGAAGACAAGAUCUACAUCAUAGGAGGAUACACCAGGCGAAUGAUCGCCUACGACACCAAAGCCAACAAAUUUGUCAAGUGUGAGAACUUGAAGGAGCGACGGAUGCAUCACAGCGCUACAGUGAUCAACAACAAGCUGUAUGUCACCGGUGGACGCAUCCUCAACGGCCACGAUGUCAUCGAGGACUCCGACUGCUUCGAAUGUUACGACCCCAAGACAGACGUUUGGACCUCAAAAGGUUCUUUGCCGUACAAGCUAUUUGACCACGGCUCCCUGCCGCUAGUCUGUGUUUCUAACAGACCCAACCCACCAUGACCCACCAACUACACAAAUGAACCACUUUAACCAUUUUAAACUGACUGCAUUCCUUCAUGCAGCUCAGUCUCUGCCAUAACUUAGCAGCACGUUAGGCCAGGCUAACUUGCAUUUGAAUCAAAGGGGAGCUCAGCAGAUGAGCAGAGGUGUCAUCCCUAAGACACCUGGGGUGGAUCUGAACUGAGAACCCACGAGAUGACGAGAGGCAGACAUGCUUACACAACAAGCAGCUGUUCAGACACAUAGGCUAAUCCAAAAAGCUCUUUCCGUAGAUGGCUGCGCGCGUUUGAUGGUAACUAAGUGUUAAUGCUUUAAUUUCCCAGACAUUUAUACACAGCAUACAACUGCCUGGCAGCUGCAGUUGAAUUCCCUCUAACAAUUAAAUACAUAGGGAAUGGCUGCUUGUUAACUCCGUGAAAAUAACAGAUCAGAUAGCCAAUAUAAUUUGCACUUUAUAGUAAAUACAUUCCUCCUUGACCCACAUGCUUCUAUCAGAGUGCACUCGCUGAAAUGUCAAUGAGAAGCACAAUUUCACUUAAACAAAAUGAUCUGGGCCAACUUUAUUCCAAUUUAGCUGGCUGACUUUGAGAACCCCCAACGAAGCAUGUUCUCUAUAAUUGUCUCAUGAAUGUU
Molecule: messenger RNA, 2577 nt
Organism: Perca flavescens (yellow perch)
Lineage: Eukaryota; Metazoa; Chordata; Actinopteri; Perciformes; Percidae
Gene: klhl38a
Product: kelch-like family member 38a
Exons: 4
Coding region: 193-1944 (583 amino acids)
Molecular function (GO): protein binding
Source: RefSeq, a predicted model, not a curated record